AUGCAUACAACUCGCUAUCAAAUGGUUGGUAGCCGUGAGAGGCCUACCACUAUAUCGACUACCACGACGAGCACCAGUAGGUCUCAGCUCAGAUGGUCUCAAAGUUUUUCGCCAACCGAUCGCCAGAAACCAAAUGUUUCCACACCUUUGAAACUGAACUUUGAAUUUCUAGAGCAUGACACGGCCAGCAGCACCGGGAGAGGGUUAGCAGUGGAGCGCAGGUAG
Molecule: messenger RNA, 225 nt
Organism: Oppiella nova
Lineage: Eukaryota; Metazoa; Arthropoda; Arachnida; Sarcoptiformes; Oppiidae
Source: the annotation of a GenBank genome assembly